AUGGCGAAAUUGGUAGUCCUGGCGAUAGAUAAUUCCACUCAGGCAGAAAUAGCCUUUGAUUGGUAUGUGGAGCAUAUAUACAGACCGGAACAUCAACUAUUACUGUUGCAUUGUGGGGAGGUCAGGGCGCCAACCAUGCCAUCACGUGAUGCCGAUGGUUGGAAAAGUGCCCUGGAAGAGGUCGAGGGGAAAGUCAAUGCCUUAAGAAGUAAAUAUGAGACAAAAAUGAAAAAUGCAAAGAUAACUGGUACUGUGGAAUCUGAUUUCGGAAAGCCAGGAGAACUCAUUGUUAAGGUUGCCGAGGAACGAAGCGCAACUAUGAUCGUGAUGGGCUCAAGAGGUUUUGGUACACUACGGCGAACAAUUCUAGGAUCAGUCAGUGACUACGUACUCCACCAUAGCAAACAACCCGUCAUCAUUUGUCCAAAAAAAUAAUGGACUACUAUUUUCAAAAGUGUGCUUCGUUUCAUCUACACUCCUUCGAAUUAGAGAUAAUCUUUUGAUCUUGCAGUCACAGAAUUUCACGCCAUCAUAAGUACAUGUACCUGUAGCUAGCAUUUACGUAUUUUUGCUAAAACUUCAACGGAAUACCAUGACAGCUACCUCUGAGGUCGUUAAAAUCUUACCAGCCUCAUAAAAUUAUUUUAUUCAGAGGGUAGCGAUUACUAUUAAACUCUGGACACCAGGGUGAUUGGUAGGACCCAUACAGUGUAUUAAAUAAAUUGUGUUGUGUAUAUAUAAUAAACAAUUG
Messenger RNA from Owenia fusiformis, 751 nucleotides. The record is from the annotation of a GenBank genome assembly. Lineage: Eukaryota; Metazoa; Annelida; Polychaeta; Sabellida; Oweniidae.